Cucurbita maxima (winter squash) is the source of this 1391-nucleotide messenger RNA. Its product is annotated as palmitoyl-protein thioesterase 1-like. Gene Ontology annotation, cellular component: intracellular membrane-bounded organelle. NCBI's taxonomy places the organism in Eukaryota, Viridiplantae, Streptophyta, Magnoliopsida, Cucurbitales, Cucurbitaceae. The transcript is spliced from 12 exons. Gene Ontology annotation, molecular function: thiolester hydrolase activity. Bases 117 to 1232 code for a protein of 371 amino acids. The record is from RefSeq and is a predicted model, not a curated record.
CUUAGUUAAGCAUAAUUAAUUAAGAGCCUUGUAAUGAACAUCUUUAAUGUCAAGCAGAUCAUUGCUUUGUUUGAGAAUUUGGAACUGGGCCAUAUUAGCCAAUGGCCACCCAAUAAAUGCCCACAACGCACCACCACGCCUUUUUAACCAUCAACCAUAACUCACUAAAUGCGAUCAAAUUUCCAAUUCCCAAGUCUUGUUUUCAGACGAUAUUGUGUGAAAACCGCUCUCAAAAAUCUUGGGGAGAAGACAAGGAUGAAUCUCACACGCCAUUGCUGGAUUCUCAAGCUCUCACCCAUUUCUAUAAAUUUCUCCAUGUUAUCUCAAGUUCUUCCCCAACAAUCCCCAUGGAUUCUCCCUCUUUAAUGCCCUUUUUCUCCUUCAUUCUGGUUUUCGCUGCGAUUCCGGUUUCUCUUUCACUGCCCUUCGUUGUUCUCCAUGGCAUAGGAAAUCAGUGCUCAAGUCAAGGGCUUAAAAACUUCACUGAACUACUGAGUAACUAUUCUGGUGUUGAAGGAUAUUGCCUUGAAGUCGGGAAUGGAGUGUUGGAUUCUUGGUUUAUGCCCCUUGAGAAACAGGCUGGAAUUGUUUGUGAGAAGGUGAAGAAAAUGGAGGAACUGAAAAAAGGUUACAAUAUAGUUGGUCUGUCCCAGGGUAACUUGAUAGGCCGAGGAGUUGUUGAGUUUUGUGAUGGAGGACCACCAGUCAAGAACUUCAUAUCUUUAGCAGGCCCUCAUGCUGGCAUUGCUUCUGUUCCUCUCUGUGGUUCUGCUAUUUUCUGUCGCUUUGCAGACGAACUAAUCAAGUCGGAGAUCUACAGUGAUUAUGUUCAAGAUCAUCUAGCCCCCAGUGGUUUUCUCAAAUUACCAAACGCUAUCCCAAAAUAUUUGGAGAAGUGCAAGUUUCUUCCUAAGCUCAACAAUGAACUCCCACAAGCGAGAAACUCAACCUAUAAGCAACGAUUCAGUAGCCUACAAAACUUGGUGCUAAUUAUGUUUGAGCACGACACGGUUUUGGUCCCCAGAGAAACCUCUUGGUUUGGUUACUACAAAGAUGGGGCUUUUAAUUCAACUAUACCUCCACAACAGACAAAACUUUACAUUGAAGACUGGAUUGGAUUGAAAACCUUGGAUAAAGCAGGGAGAGUGAAGUACAUAAGCGUUGCUGGAGAUCAUGUUAAAAUUUCCAACAGUGACAUGAGAAAGUAUGUGGUACCCUACUUGCAAGGAUAAGAAUCAGUCAGAUGGAUGUGGGAAAGUCAAUGACCACCAGUAUUGAUUAAAUUAAGAGUAAAGAAAAGAAUAAGAUAAUUCACAAAACCAAGCUCUCUGAAUCCUAAUUUACCAUGUAAGCCUAUUUUUACAAAUAUAUAUGGAAAAAAUGGAAGUAUA